CGCUGAGAGAGGACGCGGUUCGGUUCUGUUUGCGUUCUCUGCGUCCUGGUUCGGAUUGUUUUGCCCAGCAUGGCCGUGACGGAGGCUGGAUGUGACCUGACUUACUGCAAGAUGAGGGGGAUAGUAGCCGUCCUCACCGCUUUCAUCAAGGAGAGAAAAAUGGGGCUGAAUGACUUCAUCCAGAAGCUGGUGUCCACCCCACACAUCUGCCAGCACGCUGAAGUCAACAACUUCCUGAAGAUUGAUGAGAAUCAGAAUGAGGAAGCUGAGGAUGAUAAAAUUCCUGAAAGUCCACUGCGCCUGAAUUCCCGCAGUUCCCUGGCAGAGGACACCCAGAUCAAACCUUGUGACUUUGACUACCUGAAAGUCAUUGGUAAAGGCAGCUUUGGGAAGGUUCUGCUGGCUCGACACAAGGAGACCACUAAAUACUACGCUGUUAAGGUGCUGCAGAAGAAGAUCAUCCUGAAGAAGAAAGAGCAAAAGCACAUCAUGGCCGAGCGCAGCGUGCUGAUGAAGAACAUCAAGCAUCCCUUCCUGGUGGGGCUGCACUACUCCUUCCAGACCACAGACAAGCUCUACUUCGUGCUGGACUACGUCAACGGUGGAGAGCUCUUCUACCACCUCCAGAGAGAGCGGAUCUUCCUGGAACCCAGAGCCAGGUUCUACGCUGCUGAAAUCGCAAGUGCCCUUGGCUACCUCCACUCUCUGCACAUCGUGUACAGAGACCUGAAGCCUGAGAACAUCCUGCUGGACUCGCAGGGCCACAUCGUCCUGACAGACUUUGGGCUCUGCAAAGAAGGUCUGGACCCCAAUGGAACCACAACAACCUUCUGUGGGACCCCUGAGUAUUUGGCUCCCGAGGUUCUCCAGAAGCAGGCGUACGACCGCACCGUGGACUGGUGGUGUCUGGGCUCGGUGCUGUACGAGAUGCUCUACGGACUGCCGCCCUUCUACAGCCGCAACACCGCUGAGAUGUACAACAACAUCCUGCACAAGGUUCCGGUUCUGAAGCCCAACGUGUCCAACUCGGGCCGGGAGCUGCUGGAGGGGCUCCUGCAGAAGGACCGCACCAAGAGGCUGGGCGUGAAGGACGACUUUCUCGAGCUCAAGUAUCACUCCUUCUUCUCUCCCAUCAACUGGGAUGACCUGAUGGCCAAGAAGAUCACGCCUCCAUUCAUUCCCUCUGUGUCAGGCCCAACGGACCUGCGGCACUUUGACCCGGAGUUCACCCACCUGCCGGUGUCGGCCUCUCUGUGCAGCGACACCCAGAUGGUGACGAGCAGCAUCAAGGAGGCAGCCGGAGCCUUCCCGGGCUUCUCCUACGGACCCCCGGCGGACCACUCCUUCAUGUGAGCGGCAGCGCUCCCACCCCUCCAUCAUCCUGGGAACAAACAGGAAACCAGCCUGGAUCUGACGAUGUGAUGGUGGUGGUGGAGGGUUCCACCCGACUGACCCCUAACUUCUGCCUCAGCUCCCAAAACAAUAAAAACAUGUGUGCCAAGUGUGGAGGCAGCGCGGGGUCCUGCAGCCCUGGGCGGCAUGGCGUGGAGAGAAGUGCCUGACGCCGGGCGGCAUCGUGGGGGGGGCACCGGUUCUGUGUGGACUUCUCACGCUUUUUGUUUUCAUGUGGACGCCGACUUGCACAAGAGGAAAUAUUCAGCUGGAAGCAGCUUUUGGAUCUGAAAGGUGCAUAUCCUUCUUCUUCUUCUUUGAUUUUUCCACUUUGGAUGAAGAAAUGAUGGAAUUUAAGUCUGAAAUGCUUCUGCUGAUCCUCAGACCAAAACUAUUUACAUGUACUUGAUUUUUUUGUGUUUUAAAACCACAAACAUUGACUGUUUACUUUGAGGGAGUUCCUACACAUAUUAGAGAUAACUAAAUACUUCCUUGUGUACAUAUUUGCACCAUUUAGAUUUAUGAGACGUUGUAUAAUCUAUUUUUCCCACCAGCGAUAUCAGCUGUUAAGAAGAAGUUCUCGUCUUGAUCAACCAGCAAUAAUUCUUAAUUAAGAAGCGCACAUGCUCCAUGUGGUUAGCAUCGUAGCAUACUUACCUGUGAGUCAUAUCUUGAUGUUGCUGGCUGUGUAAAACCUGAAAACAUGACGGCCGAUGCGACACUGAUGAUAUCUGGUUGCUGGUUGCUGUUUUCUUGCAAACGCUCCAGACGACGUGUGUCUUUGUAUUUAUGCAUCAUGUAGAGAAGAACCGUGACUGUCUUGUGCCUGAUCCAUGAUUAUUAUCCAUGCAUAUCUCCUCCCCCGACCCGCUCCCUUUGCUGGAAGGUCAUCUAUAACGAGAAGAAGUGCUUUGUUGUGUUGGAGAGGAACCGAGCGGUUCUGGAAAGUGCAAUAACCGAUUAAUAAUAUAGAAUAUCUUUUUAUCGUAGGUGUAAAUGAUCAUUUCUGCUCUGAUAUUAUCGACAAAACAUCAAACGGGGAUUAUUCAUGCUCUGGUUUCCACUUUCUUUUUGCUUGAGAACAAAUAAAACAAGACAACACGCGGUUCUUGAUCAUGUUCUUCCACAUUUGGAAGCUUUGGUUUUUAUUUUUUAUGUGUAUUUAUUUUCAUUCCACUUUGUAAGCGAGAUGAUUUACCAGAUCAACUGAAAGACUGAACUGUAAGCUGUCAGAAACGGCAAAUAAAAAUCAAAUCUGA
This is a messenger RNA of Melanotaenia boesemani (Boeseman's rainbowfish), 2651 nucleotides long. Its product is annotated as STKc_SGK domain-containing protein. The coding region runs from base 70 to 1353 and encodes 427 amino acids. The transcript has 13 exons. The record is from RefSeq and is a predicted model, not a curated record. Gene Ontology annotation, molecular function: protein serine/threonine kinase activity; ATP binding; phosphatidylinositol binding. Gene Ontology annotation, biological process: protein phosphorylation. Lineage: Eukaryota; Metazoa; Chordata; Actinopteri; Atheriniformes; Melanotaeniidae.